Messenger RNA from Neospora caninum, 2679 nucleotides. Its product is annotated as Peptidase, S9A/B/C family, catalytic domain protein, related. NCBI's taxonomy places the organism in Eukaryota, Apicomplexa, Conoidasida, Eucoccidiorida, Sarcocystidae. The transcript is spliced from 16 exons. Bases 1 to 2679 code for a protein of 892 amino acids. Gene Ontology annotation, molecular function: serine-type endopeptidase activity. Gene Ontology annotation, biological process: proteolysis. The record is from RefSeq and is a predicted model, not a curated record.
AUGCACUGCACCAUGGGAGGAAGCGGCUGCCCUCAGCCGGCUGCCGGCGAUCAGACGAAGAGACUGCGAGAGGCUUUCUCUGUGUGCUCGGAGUCUGUGAUCCAGUGUCUCAGCGCACGAAUUGCAGCAACAAAGAGUUCGGAUCCUUCUCAGGAUGCGAUCGUCGUACUGGGUCAGCAGAAAGUGUUGAACGAGCGGCGCGUUGUAGGCAUGACGGCACGGGUACCGAACUGUGAUCUGUUGACUGCGUGGCCGCUCGGUUUGCCAUCCGCCCUCACAGUGCUUUCACCUUCUGCCCAUUUCUUUGCGAGCGUCGUCGAAGCGACGCCACCCAACGCGAAGAAGAAGCCGCGACCGUCUUUUCCCCAGGCUUCCGCGGCAGACUACCGGAUCGAGCUCUUUGGCCGGGGCCCGGUGCACACAGGUCCGGUUGUCACGGUGUCGGCGCCGCGGGACACGAAGCCAUGGAACAGUUCCGUCGGGGGCGGCGUCUUUUGUCCGGAAAGAGAGGAACUAUUCGUGUACGUCGCGGAGGCGAGCAAGCGCGACGACAACGACGCGAGUUCGGGCUCAACUUCCGACGGAACCGGCGAGACUAGCGACGGCGACAGUCUCGACACGUACGAGUUCAAGACGCACUGGGGCGAACAACUCGUGGGGCAUCGAAGAGGCCGGCUCGUGCUCACUGACUUCAAGAGACGGACUGCGCAGCUCCUGAAACCCCCCAAGAAGGAAACCGCAUGCGGCCAGCCCCGCUUCCUCUCUGAUGGCUCUGGCGUUGUCUGCUCCAACUGGGAGCUGGACCCUUACUGUCUGGGGCUCAUCUACUGCAUGAACCGAGCAAGCAAGGUUCUUCUCGCACAGCUCCCAUCGAGUACCAGUGAGGAGGGAAAGGCGGGGGAGAAGGCCGACGAGGAGACGAAAGAGUCGACCGUCGAGUGUGAAUGGAUCCAGAUCUCUGGUGACGAAGAUUUCGCGGCUUGGAGCCCGACGGUUCUGCAUACCCGCGACGGGUCUGACCCGAACACGCAACGCAUCGCGUUUCUCUGCCUCGAGAAAGACAAAGUGUGUCCCGCGAGCGUUUGUGCACGCUUUCCGCUCUCAACGAGAAUUCCCGCGGGGCUGGAGGGAGGAGAAGCGGGGAAAACGGAUCGAGUUUUUCACCUUUCUUGUGAAGAGCCGUCUGUUCGCCGUCGGAUGGCGCUCCAGCGAACCUCACGUGUGCCUUCUCUUCUUGCCUUUCAGCCAGAGACGUUGCCGCACAUGUGCGCACCGCGAAUCAAGGCUGUGACACUACGGCGGAAGAACGCGUGCUCGAGCUGGGAGGUAGUGGAGCGCCAGACUCUUGCGCAGGCUGUUUCAGUCCCCCCGCAAUCUGAGUCUCUGUUCUCCCGCCAAAGCGUCCCGUACACCGGGAUCUACACCGACCGUCUCGGUCCGUGGGUUCACAACGAUUUUCUCUUCCUCAAUACGUUUGUCGGGGCACGGCGGACUGUGGUGGUUGUGGAUGCCCACGGAGGAGGCUGCGUGGGCGAGCUGUGUCUUGAGGAAGAGGCUCUCCGCGCGAAACCUUGCGCGGCAUCGAAGGUCGAAGCGUCUUGCCCGCCAGGCUCGAUCCUUCUCCACGACGUCACCUCCGACUGGCUGUUGCUCGAGAGCAGCUCUGCGCGCCACAUCCCGAGGCUGAUGUUGGCGAAGCUUCUGCUGUCUCCUUCCGGGGCGCAGUCCCCACAGUCUGGCCGGGGUUUCCACAUCCGUGUCGCCGGCUCGGUCUCCCUCGGCGGCCCCUCAGACCCGCAGCGGCUCCUGCCUUGGAGUCCCUUCGCGCGGCUGACAACUCACCUGGAGCGACUCGAGGUUCGGUACCUUUCCGACAAUCGGCACAUCUUGCUUCGCUGGAAGGAGUCGCCGCGUCGAGACGGGAAGCGAGCUCUGGCGGUGGUCCUUCACGGCGGUCCCCACUCCGUCUGGGCGAACAUUUUCAGCGCGGAGGCUGUUUACCUAACGUUCCUAGGUUUCGAUGUGCUGGCCGUCAACUAUCGGGGAUCUCUCGGUUUCGGACAGGCAGAGCUGCUUUCCCUGCUCGGAAAUGUGGGGCGUCAGGAUGUGGAUGACGUGAAACAGGCAGUCACUGACUUCAUCGACAGCGAUCCCGAGGCUUACUCCCCGGCCAGAGCGGUGGUUGUCGGUGGUUCGCACGGCGGUUUCCUCACCUGUCACCUCAUCGGCCAGUUCCCCGACAUGUUUGCAGCGGCGUCAACGAGAAACCCCGUCACCAAUUUGGCCUCGAUGGUAGUCGAAAGCGAUAUUCCCGACUGGUGUGCCGCGGAGGCGCUUCGGGAAAGGCUGAACCCGUCGUUCGUGCUGUCCGAGACCGAUGUUGUCGCGCUUUACAAGGCCUCGCCGGUUGCAUAUGCAAGACAUGUGAAAACGCCUCUCCUUCUCGGCAUUGGCGGCGCCGACCUCCGAGUCCCCGCUUGUCAGGGCAUUGCAUUCCACAAAAUGCUGCUUGGCCAAGGCAGUCCUACGCGCUUGCUGUUCUAUCCGGAGGAGGACCACAGGAUCGACCGACCAAGCUGCUCAGAAGAUUACUGGGUGAACACCGCACUAUGGUUCGCAGGUUACACUGGAACUCUGGAGGCUCUGAAGGAAGACGUGCUUCCAGCUGCGCCGCACUGA